Molecule: messenger RNA, 411 nt
Organism: Echinostoma caproni
Lineage: Eukaryota; Metazoa; Platyhelminthes; Trematoda; Plagiorchiida; Echinostomatidae
Source: the annotation of a GenBank genome assembly
AUGUAUUGUUUUAUCUUCUUUGAUAAGCUUCUCAACUACUGUCUUAAAGUACGAUCUAGUGGCUCAAAUGCGUUGUUCAUGUGUGUCCAGUUUGUAUCGCUUUUGUUUAAGGCAGACCCUUCUGGUGCUCUUUCCUUUUGUAUAAUUUUCUCGCUGUUCGUGCUGAGUCUACUUAUUUGCUUUUUAGUAGUCAGAAGAUGGUUCAGCAAAUGUUUGUGUUCGAUUUCCCUUUGCUUUCUCUUGCAGGUGGAUUUCGAAUUCAAAUCAUUACUGCACUCAAAAGUUGCUGGACUGUUUUUUGAUCAGGUCGUAGCCAUGAUGGUGAAUGCGUUUAUGGAACGCGCACGUCGUCUUCACGGUUCCCCAGCAAUUCCUCCACAGAACCCCCAAGUACUGAUGUACAAACGAUGA